AUCAACAUCUGCACGCGCGCGCUUCAUCUCUUCGACCCUUCGGCAAACAUCUCAGCAGUGAAACUAUAUAUGUGAUAUUUGAACAGCAUGGCAGCCCCCAGAACCCCUGCAGGGACAAGGCGAGCGUCUACAAAGCGUAGCCAAAGUCACCGUCCUCUGGUGGCACAGGAAUUAGCGAACCCAGAUGUAGGCAAGAAGCAGAGCAGGUCCAAACACACCAACGUGAAGAAAUUCUUCUCUGAAUCAUUUGACGAAGAAGUCUUAGCACACGACCCGCUUACGAAGAAGCGAGAACGAGCUCUGUUCAAGAAGCUCGUGUUGGAAACUCCAGAAGCAGCUGGAGCACUCCGAUUAUUAUUCCCGGAGUACGCCACCACGAUCGCAGCUCCGCAGAAGACAGCAAAGGUCGGCGGCCCACCGCGUCGCGCCGCAAGUAUUUCCCAUAAACCACCAGAACGAAGACCGGCUGCGAAGACAUGCUGCUUUGGUGUCUUCGGUUUGUUUCUUCUGGCUAUAUGCAUAAUCGUGACGUCUCUGCUUGCGGGUCAUUACACGGGAGCUACAAAUUUUCCUCCUUCAGAAGGUCCUGAUGCUCAUAAUGCUGAAGACGAGCAUGAACCACAUUUCACCUCCGCUGAUCCAGCUGAGUCAAACAAAACCGGAACAACCCGGCACCACGUCAACGAUAACCGCGACCUCUACAAGGCGGCCAACCACAGAGUCGUCUGCGUGUUUCAAGCACGAAGCCAGAAGCUCCGUGUCAUGGAAAGUAACUACAGCGUGACACGUUUUCCAUUUCAUUCCUGCCACCUGGCUGUCUACUGCUGCUUAGCCUUGGACGAGCGAUACAACCUCGAGCCCCGCGAUGCAGACGACACGGCCAUCCAUUCAUUCCGAUCUUCGGCCGCCACGCAGAAUCCAUCCGUGAAGACCAGCGCCAUUGUUGGUGGACGUCCUGAGGAUGAUCCGCUGCUUCUGGACGUGUUCAAAAACACGGACGCUCGCGUCAAUUUCACGAGGAACGUGAAGACGUGGGCAGAGACAUACAGAUUCAACGGCAUCCACUUGCAAUGGCCGUCAUCCAAUCCCAUCAUGGCAGACGGAUUCAUUGCUCAGUUUAACGUAACGAGCAAGGACCUGUCAGCGUCUAACAUCUUCCUGAGCCUGGUCGUAGAGCAACAACCAGGCACCCUCGACUUUGACGUCAGCCGGUUACUUCUUGGAUCGGACGCUCCCUUGUUGCUUGUCGCUCCUAGAUACGCAACUGGAGACACCGUAUCGAAACCUUUCUUGUACUACACGGACGAGAGCAUCGCCAGGCUGCAGUUAUUCGCCAGGAGAACAGGAAAAGUCGUCUACGACCGCGUCUGCGUCAUAUUGCCCGCUGCGGGACAUACAUUCCAACUGACACACGAGAACAGACGAGGAGGUUCCAGCCAAUUGGCAACCAACAGGAGACCAGAAGGACCAAUUACGAAGCAGGAGGGGCACUUGGCCUAUUACGAAAUCUGCAACCGUGUCGCAGACUGUAGACGCGACGACGAGAGAGCCUUUCUGGCGUCUGCAACGUGUGGCGCCACCUGGAUCAGUUACGUAACGUCAGAGAAAUUGCGAGAUUUCGUCUGCAACAUUUUGUUCCGAACCGGGAUUGGCUGUUACGGGAUAUGGGAUUCAGAUCGGGACGACUUUCCUGGGCUCUGCGGCCAAGGAGAUUUCCCGCUCGUUAGGGCGAUAUCCGAGAUGCCCCUCCAUAUCUGUCGCUAGAAAAUGUUUACAGCUGCGUACUAUAUAUGGUAAAUACUCGAAGGCAAUGUUCGCUUCUAAUAAAAACUAUUUUUACUCCCUA
This is a messenger RNA of Ornithodoros turicata, 1846 nucleotides long. RefSeq names its product probable chitinase 10. The coding region runs from base 88 to 1764 and encodes 558 amino acids. Gene Ontology annotation, molecular function: chitinase activity; chitin binding. NCBI's taxonomy places the organism in Eukaryota, Metazoa, Arthropoda, Arachnida, Ixodida, Argasidae. The transcript is spliced from 5 exons. Gene Ontology annotation, biological process: carbohydrate metabolic process; chitin catabolic process. Gene Ontology annotation, cellular component: extracellular region. The record is from RefSeq and is a predicted model, not a curated record.